Molecule: messenger RNA, 8516 nt
Organism: Anguilla rostrata (American eel)
Lineage: Eukaryota; Metazoa; Chordata; Actinopteri; Anguilliformes; Anguillidae
Gene: stab2
Product: stabilin 2
Exons: 70
Coding region: 64-8058 (2664 amino acids)
Biological process (GO): cell adhesion
Molecular function (GO): calcium ion binding; hyaluronic acid binding
Source: RefSeq, a predicted model, not a curated record
GGGGGCGGGGGGGGUGUUGAAAAAGGCAGGGGCGGUAAGUGAGAGGGCACACACUCCAGCGAGAUGCCUGUGCGAGGAGACGGCCCGAUCAUGGACUGCAGGACGAGACUGUACCCUGGCACCCUGACCCUGCUGGCCGUCCUCAUCGCCCUGGGACUGGAACCCUGCUCCGCCGCUCCCCCCGCCAAGAACCGCUGUGACAAGGUGGUGACGGUGACCACACAGACCCGCUGCCACUCCUGCCUGAUCAGCGCCCUGGUGGACUGCCCCAAGGGCUUCAAGAAGAGGAGGCCGGGGAUCGGGCAGCCCGGCUGCAAGUACACCGUCAGCACGGCCAAAAACAUGGGCCUGUCAAUCAAAGGCUGUUCGCACGAGUGCUUCAAGGACGUCCUGGAGCCCCUGUGCUGUCCUGGUUACUGGGGCACGGAGUGCAUCGAAUGCCCGGAGAACGCUCAGAACCCCUGCAACAACAACGGCGUGUGCUCAGACGGCCAAUCAGGCAACGGCACCUGCGCCUGUAAGGCAGGGUUUGCUGGUACGGCCUGUGAGGACUGCAGCAGCUCGUUUUAUGGACUCUCCUGCAGCUCAGUCUGCAGCUGUGUCCAUGGUGUCUGUAGCAGCGGUAUCCAUGGUGAUGGGCAGUGCACCUGUUUCUCAGGAUACAAAGGCCUGAGGUGUGACCAGCAGCUGCCGGAGUGCGCGUCCCUGCAGUGCUCCCAGAAUGCUCGCUGCAGCGAGGACGCGCUCACGGGCCAGCUGCAGUGCAGGUGCCUGGCGGGUUACCAGGGAAACGGCGUCCAGUGCACAUCCAUAAACCCCUGCCUGCAGAACGUCUGUCACUCGAAGGCGGUCUGCGCCCACCUGGGGCCCAAUCAGCAUUCCUGCACGUGCAUGGCGGGUUACCGUGGCGACGGGGUGGUGUGCAUGGAGGUGAACCCCUGCCAGACCGACUUCGGCGGCUGCUCGGCGGAGUCGGCCCACUGCGUGUACGACGGUCCCGGGAAGUCUCACUGUGAGUGCCUGGAGGGGUUUGAGAACCUGACCCCUUCUGGGGCCUGUAGCCUGAGGGACGCCUGCACACCCGGGUUCUGCAACGCCAACGCCGUCUGCACCACCACUGGACCCGGCACCGCUCAGUGCGCGUGUAAUAAGGGUUUCAUCGGCAACGGGAAGCUUUGCUACGGCAACAUCAUGCAGCGGCUGCAGGAGCUCAACACCGAGCCAAACGGGCAGUGGGUCGGGCAGCUGUCCAAUGCCAUCACUCUGUUCGAGUCCACCAUGUCCUGGCCCCUCUCCUCUCUGGGUCCCUUCACUGUUUUCAUCCCCAUAAACAAGGGCUUCAAAGGCACAUCGGUGAAGGCCCUGCUGGAUGACCCGAUGAAUGCGCAGUACCUGUGUAAGCUCCACGUGGUGGCUGGGGAGCUGUCCCUGGAGGCUCUGAAGAGGGGCGAUGUGUUCUACACCCUGACCGGGAAGUCUGGGGAGACCGUGACCACCGAUGAGGAUCAGCAGAUCAAAAUCCGUAUCCAUGGCAGCAGGAAGAAGGGGGAUAUCGUACAGUCUGAUGUCAUCGCCUCCAACGGGGUCAUACACCUCAUCAGCAAGCUGAUGGACAGCGUUCCCCCCACCGUUCAGAGCGAGAAAGAGGAGAACCUGAUGAAAAUUCUCUCGGACAAUGGAAAAUUCAACAAGUUUAAGAGCUUUUUAGAGAAGGCCAACGUGGUGUCCCUUCUGGAGGGGGCGGGGCCAUACACUCUGUUUGCUCCCACCAACACCGCCAUGGACGCCAUGAAUCAAGCGGACCAGGACUACCUGCUCUCCGACCAGGGUAAAACUAAACUGCUGGAGCUGGUGAGGAACCAUGUGAUCCAGUCUGUGGGGAUGGAGGUUGUCAACAUCGUGUCAGCUCCCCGCACUGUGACGAUGGCCAAUCAGGUCCUGACGUUCAACGUGACCAGCAAUGGGCAGAUCCUGGUGAAUGGAGCAGUGAUUCUGGAGGCGGACGUUCAGGCCAAAAACGGGCGCCUUUACUCUGUGGAUGCAGUCCUGGUCCCCGCCUCCAUCGAGCCCAUCCUGCCCCGAAAAUGUGAUGUCAUCAAGUCCAACAUUAUCAAGGGCAACUGUGUCAGGUGCUCCCUGGUGAUAAAAUCGUCGUGUCCCUCUGGCGUUUCCACGGACACCUUCGCUAAAGGCUGCGUCUUCAGAGACACCAGUCUAGGUGUGGUGGUUCCUACACUUGGCUGCUCCCUCUUCUGCAAUCAGACCGUGACAACCCCGCUGUGCUGUAAGGGUUUCUAUGGGCCGGACUGCAGCCCCUGUCCUGGGGGCUUCACCACGCCCUGCUCCGGACAGGGUCAGUGUAUGGACGGGAUUGAAGGGAACGGGACCUGUAUCUGUAAGGACAACUUCAAGGGCUCCCACUGCCAGCUCUGCUCCAACCCCAGCAAAUACGGGCCUGCCUGCGACAAGACAUGCCCCUGUAUCCAUGGCGAAUGUGACAAUCGGCCUGACGGUGACGGGUCCUGCAAGCCGGGCACCUGCCAGGACGGGUACACCGGCCGGUUCUGCGAGCGCCACACCCAGACCUGCGGCCCCAGGGUGGAGUUCUGCCACUCCCACGCCAUCUGCGACUUCAACGGGGGAGCGGUCAGAUGCAUUUGCAAGACUGGUUACCAGGGAGACGGGAUUACGUGCGUGGAGACAGACCCGUGCGCUCUGCCGUUUCGAGGGAGGUGCAGCGUCAAUGCUAAGUGUAUAAAGACAGGCCCGGGCUCCCACACCUGCCAGUGCCUGCGGGGGUGGAGGCAGGAUGGGGACGGCUGCCAGACCAUCAACAACUGCCUGGAUUCCAGCAGCGGCGGCUGCCAUGCCAACGCUACGUGUAUCUACAUCGGCCCGGGACAGAACGACUGCGAGUGCAAGAACGGUUUCCGUGGAAACGGGAGAGAGUGCGAACCUGUCAAUCAGUGUGUCCAGCAAAAUGGCGGAUGCCAUUACAUGGCUACCUGUCAGUACCUGUCACCAGGCACGUGGAAGUGUGUGUGUAAGGAGGGCUACACAGGGGACGGCCAGGUGUGCUACGCGACCGUGGUGCAGGAGCUGUCUGCGAUCCCUGAUGGUGCUGAAUUCUAUAAAUGGGUGAAUGAUGCUGGCAUCUCUAAGAUGCUCUCCACGACCCAGGAUUUCACCCUGCUCCUCCCCUCCACCAGCGCCGUGCAGAACAUGCCCAAGGCCGACCGGGACUUCUGGACCAGCAGGAGCAGUUCCCUCACCACCAUCAUCAAGUGUCACAUGAUUCAGGGAGUCUACCAGCUGGCAGACCUACGCAACUCAUCAGUUCAGCAGCUCACCACCUUCCUGAAGACAUCACUUCCUGUUUCCUGGAACGAUGUGUCAACAUCCAUUGGAGGAUCCGCAGUCACAUCAUCGGAUAUCGCAGCGACUAACGGAGUCAUCCACAUUAUCGAUAAGGUGUUCAUUCCGGAUCGGAAGCUGAGCGAGGGGCUGCUGGAGCUGCUGGAUCAGAAGCCGGAGUACUCCCUGUUCAGGAGCGCCCUCGCUAAAUACAACCUGACGCAGGAGAUGGAGAAGUCCUCCGCCUACACCGUGUUUGCUCCCAGCGACGGUGCGGUCAGGACGUACCUGAGCAGGACCGGCUCCGCCUCUCUGGACGUGAACACGACGCGGAAUCACAUCGUCCUGGCAGAGAAGCUGAUGAGGAGUGCCCUGCGCAACGGCCUGUACAAAGACUCCAUGCUCGGCUUCUCCUUCCAGCUGGGCUUCUUCCUCAGGGAUGGCAACCUGUUUGUGAACGAGGCCCAGGUGAACCUCACUGAUCUGGAGACCAGCAAGGGGGUGAUCCACGGCCUGACCGGGGUGCUGGAGGUCAUCCUGAACCGCUGCGACAGAGAGGAGGCCAGCUUCUCCUCGGGAUUCUGUCUGGACUGUUUCACCACAAAGAACCCCUGCCCAGAAGGAACUAAAGCAUCGUCCCGCAUGAAGAACCGGUGCCUGCUGAGGCGCACGCUCAGCGGAGAGCAGAUCACCCUGUUCGGCUGCAGGAUGAUGUGCAAGAACUCCACCAUUAUCCGGCAGUGCUGUGGGGGGUUUUUUGGGAAGCACUGUGAGAACUGUCCCGGGCCGGUGGGGCAGCCGUGUUUUGGGAACGGGAAAUGCGAGGACGGGGCCGAUGGGAAGGGGACAUGCCAGUGCAAUCCGGGCUUCGCUGGGACAGCCUGUGAAACCUGCCAGCCUGGGAAAUACAGCAUCCACUGUGACCAGGGUACAGUAUACCCUUCCACCUUCCAUUCCCACUGUGACCCGGGUCCAGUAUACCCUUCCACCUUCUAUUCCCACUGUGACCAGGGUACAGUAUACCCUUCCAUCUUCCAUUCCCACUGUGACCCGGGUCCAGUAUACCCUUCCAUCUCCUGUUCCCACUGUGACCAGGGUACAGUAUACCCUUCCACCUUCCAUUCCCACUGUGACCCGGGUCCAGUAUACCCUUCCAUCUCCGUUCCACUUGACCGGGUCCAAUGCCUUCCGUCCCUGGUCCACUGUGACCAGCAGAACCCUCUCCCCUUUUCCCAUGUACCGGGUCCCACCCCUCACCCUGUCAGGUCCCAGGACGCAUGCAGCGGGCGGUGCCACUCCAGCGCCAACUGCAUUGUCCAGGCUGACGGCUCCUCCUUCUGCAAAUGUGCCACUGGGUUUGAGGGGAACGGCACGUACUGCAUAGGGAAGGAUGCCUGUGCGCUGAAUAAUGGCGGCUGCUCCCCCAAGGCCACGUGCAAGAGGACCGGCCCCGGGAGCAGGGACUGCCUCUGCCAGGCCGGUCACUAUGGAGACGGCCUGGUGUGUGUGGGAAUCAACCCGUGCCUGGUGGGCAAUGGAGGCUGCCACGCGAACGCCCAGUGUGUCCACACCGGACCCAACAAGACGGCAGCGCUGCACAAGCUCAGAGCGGAACACUGCUCAGCCAUCAACCCCUGCAGAGCGCGUAACGGGAACUGCCACCGGCUCGCCCUGUGCAACAUGACGGGCCCGGGGGAGCGGACCUGCAGCUGCAAGCCGGGCUACGUGGGCGACGGCCUGAGCUGCAAGGGCACCGUGGAGGAGGAGUUCUUCCUCAGCAAGAAUUCGUCCAUCAGGGAGUUUGUUUAUUAUAUGGCAAGGGCGAAGGUGCAGGAGCUGAGUGGCCUGGGCCCCUUCACUGUGUUCGCCCCCCCGGGGCCCCUGUUCAGCGAAAACUGGAGUCAGUGGCGAGCUAAGGGAGUGAUAUCAGACAUCAUGCGGUACCAUGUGGUGUCCUGCCGCACGCUGGUCCCCGCCGACCUGACCAAGCCCAGGAACCUGACCACGCUGCAGGGGGAGCCCCUGUCCAUCACCUACUCCGAGGACACCAUAUUCAUCAAUGGGAACACUAAGGUGGUGUUCAGUGACUCUGUGAGUUCCAAUGGCAUCAUACACAUCAUCGACGCUGUGCUGGUGCCUGAGAGCGUGCAGGCCGUUCUGAACAACCCGCAGGCUCCGCCCACUCCAGGGCCACAGAACCUGACAGAUCUGGCCAAAGUCCACGGUUAUGCCACUUUCACCAAGUUGCUGGAGGACACGGAGGUGCUGAACCUGGUGAACGACCGCAUCCACCAGCCGGUCACCUUGUUCUGGCCCACGGACAGGGCCAUGGCCGCCCUGCCGCAGGAGCAGAAGGACUUCCUGUACAGCACGCAGAACCGCGCCCAGCUCCAGGAGUACCUCAAGUACCACAUCGUCCGGGACGCCAUGGUGUUCUCCUCUGCGCUGGUCUACGCUCCUCUGAAGACUCUGCAGGGCUCAGACCUGAGCGUGAAAUGCGCCGGCGAUGACGGCAUAGGAAAGCUCUUCCUGAAUAACAGGAAGUGCCAGAUCCUGCAGAGGCAGCUGCCCUUCCGCGGUGGAAUUGCUCACGGGAUCGACUGCCUGCUGACUCCUCCCAGCCUGGGGGGGCGCUGUGACACCAUAGACACGCUCACUGUCAAUAGCCCCUGUGGCCGCUGCAACAGACCGUCCAGAUGUCCCUCUGGAAGUAAACUAAAGGAGAAGAAGAAGUGUGACCUGGCCGUGGUGGGCGCGGCGAAGAUGGCGGGCUGCCAGGCCGUGUGCACCGUGGUGUUCUGGCGCUCCAAAUGCUGCGGCGGCUUCCACGGCCGGGACUGUCUGGCCUGCCCCGGGGGACCGAAGUCCGUCUGCAGCAAACACGGCAAGUGCGACGAGGGCCACUUCGGGACGGGCAACUGCACGUGUGACCCCGGGUUCCAGGGCGUGGCCUGCGAGCUGUGUGACCCGGGACGCUACGGGCCCAGCUGCCAAGCCUGUAACUGCUCGGAGCACGGCUCGUGCCAGGAGGGCAGGAAGGGGACCGGAUCCUGCUUCUGCGAACAGGGCUGGACUGGGAAACGCUGCGAGAGCCCAUUGGUGGUGCAGCCCGUCUGCUCCCCCGCCUGCUCCCCCGACGCCGUGUGCAAGGAGAAUAACACCUGCGAGUGCAAGCCCUUCUACCUAACCCUAACCCUCACCUGCACCCUGGCGGACCUGUGUGCCCAGCUGAACGGGGGCUGUGCGGCCGAGUCCAGGUGCACGCAGAAGGGUGUGAAGGUGACCUGCGUCUGCCCGAAAGGCCACUCGGGGGACGGCUACGUCUGCCUGCCCAUCGACCCCUGCGCCGCCGACGACAACGGGGGCUGCCAUGAGCACGCCACCUGCAGCAUGACGGGCCCGGGAAAGAGGAAGUGUGAGUGUAAGACUGGUUACAUCGGGGACGGCCUGAACUGCGAUGUCCGGGAUCUGCCAAUCAACCGCUGCGCCCAGGGCAACGGGCAGUGCCACUCGGACGCUCAGUGCACUGACCUGCACUUCGAGGACACGAAGGUGGGCGUGUUCCACGUGCGGUCCCCGCUGGGGCAGUACCGUCUGAACUACACCGAGGCCCAGGAGGCGUGCCGGGACAGGGGGGGCACCAUGGCCUCUUAUGUGCAGCUGUCCUACGCCCAGGAGGCUGGGUUUAACAUGUGCUCGGCUGGCUGGUUGGAGAAGGAGCGGGUGGCCUACCCCACCACCUUCUCCAGCCCCAAGUGCGGCUUUGGCCACGUGGGCAUCGUGGACUACGGCCCCCGGGUCAACCUGAGCGAGACCUGGGACACCUUCUGCUACCGCAUGCAGGACGUGCAGUGCACCUGUAAGCUCGGCUACAUCGGCGACGGGUACGACUGCACCGGCAACCUGCUGCAGGUCCUCACCGCCACGCCCGGCUUCUCCAACUUCCUGUCCCAAAUCCUGAAUUACUCCCGCAGCUCUGGGCCCGGCCGGGAGUUUCUGAGCCGCCUCAGUAACAUCACCCUGCAGUCCACCCUGUUUGUGCCCGACAACAGCGGCCUGGACGAGAACAAGACCCUGUCGGAGCGGGACAUCGAGUACCACCUCUCGGAGAGCGGAGUGCUGUACUUCCAGGACCUGACCAACGGGACGCGGAUCAGAACCCGUCUGGGACACUGGCUGCGUGUGCUGGGCAUCUCCGACUUCCGCAACGCCAGCGUGCUGACUGCCUCCCGGUACAUCAAUGACCAGUUCCUCAUUGACUGGGACAUCCUGACGUCCAAUGGGAUCAUCCACGUCCUCCAGGGACCCCUGCUAGCCCCACCCAAAGAGCCGGAGUUCCACGCGGGGCACAAGGCCGGGCUGGGCAUGGGGCUGCUGCUGGUGGUCGCGCUGCUGGGCGUGGCCGCGUUCGGGCUGUACCGUUUCCACGGGCAGCGCGCCAAGCCCUUCCAGUUCCACUACUUCAAGGACGAGGACGGAGACCCAGCCGAAGCCCCACAGCCUGAGGAUCUGAAGCCCAGCAUCUGCAAUCCCGUCUAUGACUCAUCAGUCUCCGCCCCCGCCAGCCCCGACCCUCCCGCUGUCCCCGCCUCCCCCGCGUACUCCGCCACUCCUGCCUACCCCUCCUACCUGGGCUUCUCUGUGAGCGAUAUUGACGGAGACACACAAGGUCUUGUGGAAAACGACCUGCUCCAGGACAGCUGAGAGGGGGUUCUGUCUCACACACACGUCCCCAAACAACGGCCUCGUCGCACGGACAAUGUGGAGAAACGUGAGCUACCUGUUACACCCACAGCAGCCACCGGAGGGCACCACUGCCACACUGUACUGUAGUCCACCUGCUAACUGAAGGAACCAGUUUUUUUUCUUUCUUGUUUUUUUUGUUUCAUUAAACAAACGAUUUAAAACAGUUGAAGGAAAAUCGGUUGAAAGAAGACACAAACAACUUUUACCUCUGCUAUUAUGCCACUUGUAUUUGUGUCCUCAUAACUGUGUUGCUGUCAGUAUGGUGAGAAAUGGGGAGUUUUCAUUUUAGCUGAAUUAUGAUUAGCUGUAAAUGUGAGAGAGGGCAGUCCAUGUCCAUUAUGAUUUGACAGUUAUAACUGCAUUCCCAUUAAAUGUGACAAAAGUACGUUUGAACAAAACUAAAAGUAAUAAGCGUC